AAAGCAUUCGCGGGCUCAGAUGACCACGUGAAGAAACAGAGUCAACACAAUUCGCAGCAAUACUGUUAUUUUUACUUUAUCCUGUUCUGUAAUCACAGUUUAUAAAGAAUAUUCGGUAUGAGGCCGCUCACAGAAGAAGAGACGAAAGUUGUGUUCGAAAAAUUAGCAAAAUACAUUGGUGAAAAUAUUAAACUUCUGAUAGAUCGGCCUGAUGGGAAUUACUGCUUUAGAUUGCACAAGGAUCGAGUGUACUAUGUCAGUGAGCUGAUAAUGCGAAGAGCAACCAAUGUUGCAAGGGAUAACCUGAUAAGCCUGGGGACAUGCCUAGGCAAGUUUACAAAAUCUGAAAAAUUUAAGCUUCAUAUAACAGCCUUGGACUUUCUGGCUCCUUAUGCCAAGUACAAAGUGUGGGUCAAGCCAGGAGCUGAGCAGACGUUCUUGUAUGGGAAUCAUGUCACCAAGUCUGGCCUUGGAAGAAUUACAGAAAACACACCACAAUACCAAGGAGUAGUGAUCUACUCCAUGAGCGAUAGUCCACUGGGAUUUGGUGCAACAGCUCGAUCAACACAAGACUGUCGCAAGGCUAACCCCACAGAUGUGGUAGUCUUCCAUCAGGCAGAUGUUGGGGAAUAUUUAAGAUCUGAGGACACAUUAACAUAGUCUUAUGAAAUAAAAUUAUAAAACACG
Nematostella vectensis (starlet sea anemone) is the source of this 687-nucleotide messenger RNA. Its product is annotated as 60S ribosome subunit biogenesis protein NIP7 homolog. The transcript has 5 exons. The record is from RefSeq and is a predicted model, not a curated record. The coding region runs from base 118 to 660 and encodes 180 amino acids. Gene Ontology annotation, molecular function: RNA binding. Gene Ontology annotation, cellular component: nucleolus; preribosome, large subunit precursor; nucleus. Gene Ontology annotation, biological process: ribosomal large subunit biogenesis; ribosome assembly. Lineage: Eukaryota; Metazoa; Cnidaria; Anthozoa; Actiniaria; Edwardsiidae.